CUUGCUUUGAAUGAGCUCGCAUCAAGUUGCGAUGGCCGAAGCCGGACGCCAGCAGAAGGCAGGUCGUCCGACGCCACCGCCCGCGCUCGCCCUUCCGCAAGUCAUCGAGGCCAUAGCGACGUGCUUGUACUACGUUGACGACUCUGACAAUUUUCUGCACGCGGUCUCACGCUGUGUCUGGGCACCAGCGCUGACCGCCUUCUACGAAUUGCGCAUCACGCCAUCAGUCACGGCUGAGUGGCCGCUGCUUUACCUUGACGCAAUGGAAGCAUCGCGCGAGGUGCUGGCACUGGUCGCGGCGACGCUGCCGCUGCGUCCGUGCGUCGUGAUCCCAGACGCGAUCUGGCAGCUGGCCUCAUUGGUCAAGGUCGCCCCGAUCUUGGCCGGGCUCAGCCGCGUCACACUCGACGACCUCCUCUUGCAGCGCUGCCCGUUUCUGCACGAUAUCAACAUCAACGUUGAGGCGUUGCAUGCCAUGGCUGACGCGGAGCUCAACGAUCUGCUAGCGGUGUUCGCCCACCCGCGUCUCCGCUGGAUGCGCAUUGAUUUGCUGAACGCACGCAUCAUUACGCCUCAAUUUGGGCAGCGUCUGAUCACUUGGCUGAGAACGGUGCCAGCCACCAAGACCUAUCUCUCGUUGACCAACGUGGCGCAUUGGGACCGCGCCACGGUGCUGGCCUUUUGCGACGCGCUACAAGCCAACACAUCGCUGUGCUGUCUCUCGAUCAGCAAUGUCGUCGGCCUCGGCGGUUUCCACGGGCGGUGUUUCCCGACAUCCUUAAAGGUCUUCUCGUGGAGUUGUCACGGAGAUGUCGACGACGCGACGAUCCAGGACGUCGCAACCGCCCUCGGUCCCACGAAACUCGAGCGCCUCUGCAGCAGCGCCUUUGGCCAGCUCACGCGAUGUUCGGCAACGGCGCAACAGCUCGCGACACUGCAGCACCUCAGCGUCUAUCGGUUAAGCGUUCAGAAGAUGAAUGAAUUGGUCGCUGUCCCGGCGCUCACGUCGCUUAAGCUUGACGCGUGUGACGUCUCGUCGGUCGCAGAACAUCUCAUGGAGACGCUAGCGACCACAUGUGUGCAUCUCGAGAAGCUCCUCAUCCCGGAGCAUCCACUGACUCGCGAUGGCGUCACAACUAUUUUCGUUGGCGCGCUGCGAUUGCCGCAGCUGACGUCGUUGAGCCUUUCGAUGCGCCUCCCCGAUGUGCUGUAUGCCCUUCCCGAGCUCGUCGAUGUGGGCCGUCACGUCCCAGACCUCUACCUUGUGUCAUCGACGCCCAAUCAAGAGAGCGAGGCGCACGAAGGCAAGCGCGCUAGCUAUCUUGCGAGCGCUGUCGCUGCCGCGCUCGGUCCGCGCGCCGAUCGAGACCACCGCUGCCGCUUGCUUCUUUAA
This is a messenger RNA of Saprolegnia diclina VS20, 1393 nucleotides long. RefSeq lists its product as hypothetical. The record is from RefSeq and is a predicted model, not a curated record. Lineage: Eukaryota; Oomycota; Saprolegniomycetes; Saprolegniales; Saprolegniaceae. The transcript has 4 exons. Bases 11 to 1393 code for a protein of 460 amino acids.